Molecule: messenger RNA, 1403 nt
Organism: Drosophila subpulchrella
Lineage: Eukaryota; Metazoa; Arthropoda; Insecta; Diptera; Drosophilidae
Product: serine protease grass-like
Exons: 4
Coding region: 4-1218 (404 amino acids)
Biological process (GO): proteolysis
Molecular function (GO): serine-type endopeptidase activity
Source: RefSeq, a predicted model, not a curated record
GUGAUGGAAAACAAAGCGCUCGCUGCGAUAUUUCUCUUAUUUGUUUUUCCACUCCCCGGCUUAAGUCAGUUUCUCGACCCCUCCUGUGGAAUUCGAACUGAACCAAAAACAUCAAAACGGGUCAUUAAUGGCAAGAUAGCGAAAUAUAACUCGAGUCCCUGGAUGGCUUUUCUUAAAUCAACGGACGAUAGAUUCGUGUGCGGUGGAACUUUGAUCACAAAUAAACUAGUAUUAACUGCAGCGCACUGUUUUAAGCCAAACAAGACAUUAUAUGCUAUCCUGGGGGAGUAUAAAAGAAGCCAGCAAGACGGAUGUAUCGGAAAUUACUGUCACUUUCGAGCGGAGCAUAAAGUGGAUGCGGGUUUCAAACAUCGCCUGUACGAUCCGAAAACGCAUCUAAACGAUAUAGCAGUUUUGCGCCUGGCUACUGCCGUUAAGUACAGAGACAACAUAAGGCCCAUAUGCAUAGUUUUGGAUACUAAAUGGAGGCAGUACAUAGACAACAUCCAGGUGCUAAUCGGAACGGGAUGGGGCAAAACCGAGUCGGAACCUGACAGCGAUGAGCUCAGGACACUGGACAUUCGGCGGCAGCCUCCACAAGUGUGCUACUUUUAUAUCGGGAGUAUCAUAAAGAGCAGCCAGUUCUGUGCGGGAAAUUGGAAUAGUAAUCUGUGCAAUGGGGAUUCCGGUGGACCUCUGGGAGCCUUUGUUCCCUAUGGGAACACUAAGCGAUUUGUACAGAUCGGCAUAGCCAGCUUUACGAAUCAAAGGUGCCAGAAAGCGAGUAUCUUUACGGAUGUUCUGAACCACGUCGACUUUAUACUCCGAGUAUGGCGACAGUUCGGCAAUGGUCAGAGUGUACCAGUCCCAACUAGACUACCUACAAGACCUACAAGACUACCAACUAGACCAACUACAUCCAGACCACCAACCACUCUUCCAACCAGACCACCUACUAGACCCCCUACUAUACCACCCACUACACCACCUACUUCCCCUCCGGUAGUACCCCUACCUCAACCUGAGCCGGAACCCAUUUUCGAGGAUUAUCGGGAUAACUGGGACAGGGACUCGCAUUGGAAUCCGGACUGGGAUGAGGACCAUGAGUACCCGGACUACGAUUCAAGGGAGUUUCCCCGAGAUCAUUAUAGACCAGGUCCAUAUCGAGUGCAAUUCCCUAUUCAAUAUCCAAUGCAAUAUCCAAUGUUCUUUUUUUAAUGUAUGGUACAAGAUUCAGCUAAAUCAAUUAAACAAAAAUAAUUUUUGCUUGCCUUAAAAACAAAUAUAUAAGCCUCUUGCCUCCAGGGCAGCCAACAUUUCUACAAAGAAGAAAAACAUUUUCGGAAAAAAUAUUGUGUCUUUGCCAUAAAAUAUUUAAAUCAAUAAUAAUAAAUACAGACAUA